Egretta garzetta (little egret) is the source of this 4452-nucleotide messenger RNA. RefSeq names its product DCC netrin 1 receptor (gene DCC). Gene Ontology annotation, molecular function: protein binding. The record is from RefSeq and is a predicted model, not a curated record. Gene Ontology annotation, cellular component: membrane. NCBI's taxonomy places the organism in Eukaryota, Metazoa, Chordata, Aves, Pelecaniformes, Ardeidae. Gene Ontology annotation, biological process: cell-cell adhesion. The transcript is spliced from 32 exons. The coding region runs from base 1 to 4452 and encodes 1483 amino acids.
AUGAGGCUCAAAGCCGACAGCCAGAUUCAGAAGCUGCAAUGGAUAAGGUUUGCACGGUACGAGAGGUUUGCGGUGGUCUUACAGACCGCAGUGACCCUGACCGCAUCUGUCGGAGGAACUAGCGAUGUCGUGCCGUGCAAGCCUCGCUCGGAUUUGAUGAUUUCAUUGGCGACUGGCGGGAAGCCUGUGCUGCUGGCUGGCUGCAAGCCACGAGCGCUGGCAAGAGCGGCCGACGGGAAGAUGAAGAGAUUUACACCCUCUGAUUUGUGUAUUAACAGGGGCCAAGCGGUGUAUUGUGCCACUGUGAAUGGCAGGGUGUUACUGAGCGUAUCACGUAGGCUCGUUAAUAAAUACGAGCGGUUUCGUUGCUUUGAAUAUCUCCUGCGCUUUUUCCCCCUUCUCAUUGAGAAAUCGGGCAAUUGGGAAAUGCUGCUGCCCACGGAACCGUACGUUCACGUUAUCUGUACUCUUUGUAAAGCAGCGAUGCUUCCAGAUAAUGAAGUCCACGAUCUUGACAUCGUCUUUCGCUUGCACUUUGUGUCUUGCAGACCCCGUCCUGUUUUCGCUGACUUUUUCUUCCGACCACUGAGGUUUCUUUCCCAGACAGAAUCUGUCACGGCUUUCGCAGGAGACACCAUUCUGCUGAAGUGUGAAGUUGUUGGGGAGCCCAUGCCUGUGGUGCACUGGCAGCGAAACCAGGAGGACUUGUUCCCGAGCCCGGCCGACGCACGGGUCGCCGUCCUACCUUCCGGAGCUUUACAGAUCAGCAGGGUUCAGCACGGGGACAGCGGGAUCUACAGAUGCCUGGCGAAAAACCCAGCUAGUUCGAGAACUGGAAACGAUGCAGAAGUCAGAGUUCUGGCAGAUCCAGGUUUGCACAGGCAGCAGUUUUUCCUGCAGCGCCCGUCGAACGUGGUGGCCAUGGAAGGGAAGGAUGCCGUUCUGGAGUGCUGCGUUUCUGGGUACCCCCCUCCCACCUUCACGUGGCUGCGAGGAGAUGAAGUGCUCCCCGUCAGGUCCAAAAAGUAUUCGUUACUGGCUGGCAGUAACCUGCUCAUAUCGAACGUGACUGACGACGAUUCUGGGAUGUACACGUGCGUCGUCACCUACAAAAACGAGAACAGCAGCGGCUCUGCGGAGCUGUCAGUGAUGGUUCCACCAUGGUUUUUAAUUCGCCCUUCAAAUCUUUAUGCCUAUGAGAGUAUGGAUAUUGAGUUUGAAUGUGCCGUGUCUGGUAAGCCUGUUCCUACGGUGGAGUGGAUCAAGAAUGGAGAAGUGGUCAUUCCCAGCGACUAUUUUCAGAUAGUGGGUGGCAGCAACUUACGGAUUCUGGGCUUGGUAAAGUCAGAUGAAGGUUUUUAUCAGUGUGUAGCUGAAAAUGAAGCUGGAAACGCACAGGCCAGUGCACAGCUAAUCAUCCCAGAGCCUGCUGUCCCAAGUUCCAGUGUCCUCCCCUCUGCCCCCCGAGAUGUGGUCCCUGUUUUGGUCUCCAGCCGAUUUGUCCGUCUCAGCUGGCGCCCACCCGCAGAAGCCAGAGGCAGCGUCCAGACGUACACGGUCUUCUUCUCCAGGGAUGGCGUCAACAGGGAACGGGCAGUCAACACAUCUCAGCCUGGGACACUUCAACUUACCGUGGGCAACCUGAAGCCAGAGGAGACCUACACCUUCCGCGUGGUGGCCUACAACGAGUGGGGACCAGGAGAAAGCUCGCAGCCCGUCAAGGUCGCCACGCAGCCGGAGCUGCAAGUUCCUGGGCCGGUGGAAAACCUGCGGGCCGUGUCUACCUCACCUACCUCAAUUCUUGUCUCCUGGGAUCCCCCUGCCUAUGCAAAUGGCCCCGUUCAAGGCUACCGGCUCUUUUGUACGGAGACAGCGACUGGAAGAGAGCAGAACGUGGAGGUGGACGGGCUCUCCUACCGGCUGGAGGGGCUGAAGAAGUUCACCGAGUACACCCUGCGCUUCCUCGCCUACAACCGCUAUGGCCCCGGCGUCUCCACCGAGGAUGUGACAGUCACCACGCUUUCGGAUGUGCCCAGCGCGAUGCCUCAGAACGUCUCCUUGGAAGUGGUUAACUCCAGGAGCAUCAAAGUUAGCUGGUUGCCUCCACCACCAGGUACUCAAAAUGGAUUUAUUACGGGCUAUAAAAUCCGACAUAGAAAGACUACCCGCAGGGGUGAGAUUGAAACACUGGAGCCGAACAACCUCUGGUACUUGUUCACAGGACUCGAGAAAGGAAGCCAGUACAGUUUCCAGGUGGCUGCCAUGACAGUGAAUGGGACAGGGCCCCCCUCGGACUGGUACACAGCAGAAACACCCGAGAACGAUCUCGACGAAUCUCAGGUUCCCGACCAGCCAAGCUCUCUUCAUGUCAGGCCCUUGACAACAAGCAUCGUCAUGAGUUGGACUCCACCGCUGAACCCGAACAUUGUCGUCCGCGGGUACAUCAUCGGCUACGGCGUCGGCAGUCCGUAUGCUGAGACUGUGCGGGUGGACAGUAAACAGCGUUACUAUUCCAUCGAAAAUCUGGAGCCGAGCUCCCAUUACGUGAUUUCCUUAAAGGCGUUUAACAACGCAGGCGAAGGGGUGCCUCUGUACGAAAGCGCGACCACCCGGUCGAUGACAGUCCCAGAUAUCUCCACCCCCAUGCUCCCACCAGUAGGUGUCCAGGCUGUUACACUUACGCAUGAUGCAGUGAGGGUCAUCUGGGCAGACAACUCUGUCCCAAAGAACCAAAAGACUACGGAGGUUCGCUUCUACACGGUCCGAUGGAGAACAAGCUAUUCGACAAGUGCUAAGUACAAGUCGGCCGAUACGACCGCGCUGAGUCACACCGUGAUAGGUCUGAAGCCAAACACCAUGUACGAGUUCUCCGUCAUGGUCACCAAAGGUCGGCGGUCCAGCACCUGGAGCAUGACCGCGCACGCCACCACCUAUGAAGCAGCUCCAACCUCUGCUCCCAAGGAUUUGACAGUCAUUACACGGGAAGGGAAGCCCCGGGCUGUCAUUGUCAGCUGGCAGCCGCCGUUGGAUGCCAAUGGAAAAAUUACUGCUUACAUCCUCUUCUAUACUUUGGACAAGAAUGCUCCGAUUGACGACUGGAUUAUGGAGUCCAUCAGCGGAGACCGGCUCACCCACCAGAUCAUGGACCUCAACCUGGACACCGUCUACUACUUCAGAAUCCAAGCUCGCAACGCCAAGGGAGUGGGGCCCCUCUCCGAUCCUAUUUUCUUCCGGACGCUGAAAGUCGAGCACCCUGACAAGAUGGCGAACGACCAAGGUCGUCACGGGGAUGGUUCCUACUGGCCGGUGGACACCAACCUGAUUGACAGGAGCAGUCUGAACGAGCCUCCCAUCGGGCAGAUGCACCCUCCCCACGGCAGCGUCACGCCCCAGAAGAACAGCAACCUCCUCGUCAUCAUCGUCGUCACCAUCGGCGUCAUCACCGUGGUGGUGGUGGUGGUGGUGGCCAUCAUCUGCACCAGGCGCUCCUCGGCACAGCAGAGGAAGAAACGUGCAACCCACAGUGCUGGUAAAAGGAAGGGCAGCCAGAAGGACCUGAGACCCCCAGAUCUGUGGAUACACCAUGAGGAGAUGGAAAUGAAGAACAUCGAGAAGCCGACGGGCUCGGACCCCGCAGGAAGGGAUUCCCCAAUGCAGAGCUGCCAGGACAUCACCCCCGUCAGCCACAGCCAGUCGGAAACGCAGCUGGGCAGCAAGAGCACCCCGCAGCCCGGUCCUGAGACAGAAGAUGUCGGAAGCAGCAUGUCCACGUUAGAGCGCUCACUGGCUGCCCGCAGAGCCACCCGUGCCAAGCUCAUGAUCCCCAUGGAUUCACAACCAACCAACCCUCCUGUGGUCAGUGCCAUUCCGGUGCCAACACUAGAAAGUGCCCAGUACCCCGGGAUCCUGCCGUCCCCGACCUGCGGAUACCCCCACCCGCAGUUCACCCUUCGGCCGGUGCCGUUCCCGACCCUCUCUGUGGACAGGACCUUUGGAGCAGGAAGAACUGUGAGCGAAGGACCAGCACCACAGCAGCCAUCCUUGCUACCGCAGACGCAGCCUGAGCACUCCAACAGCGAGGACGCCCCGAGCAGAACCAUCCCCACCGCCUGUGUCCGUCCGACGCACCCUCUCCGCAGCUUUGCCAACCCCUUGCUACCUCCGCCCAUGAGUGCAAUAGAACCGAAAGUCCCUUACACGCCACUUCUGUCUCAAACAGGGCCUAACCUCCCCAAGGCUCAGGUUAAAACAGCAUCCCUUGGCUUGGCAGGAAAAGCCAGGUCGCCUCUGCUGCCCGUCUCGGUGCCCACGGCCCCGGAGGUGGCAGAAGAGGGCCACAAGCAGACGGAGGACUCCGCAAACGUUUAUGAGCAGGAUGAUCUGAGCGAACAGAUGGCCAGUUUGGAGGGGCUAAUGAAGCAACUCAAUGCUAUCACGGGCUCAGCCUUCUAA